Hypomesus transpacificus is the source of this 3853-nucleotide messenger RNA. RefSeq names its product protein EVI2B (gene evi2b). The transcript is spliced from 2 exons. NCBI's taxonomy places the organism in Eukaryota, Metazoa, Chordata, Actinopteri, Osmeriformes, Osmeridae. Bases 305 to 1696 code for a protein of 463 amino acids. The record is from RefSeq and is a predicted model, not a curated record.
AAUUAGCAAAGUAUGGGCGCUAUAAUGUAUAUGUAUAAUAACUUUAGGUUAGGACAAUAACAAAAGACUGCAAAGAUCAAACCAAAAACUGAUAACCAAGUCUGAAGUUUAGGGUUUCUUUUUUCCGGUUUCAUGACGUUUCAUGAAGUUUCACAACUGUUACUUCCUGUGAGCAACAGUGGGUUCCUUAUUCUGACAGACUCGGGGCCCUAUGCCUAAUUUAACUGCUGCUUUCAGAACAGUGAGCACAACUAUGACGGUGGUAAAACCAGUUUAGACACAUCAUAAUUCUGAGAAGACAACAAUGGAAGGAUUGCACUUAGCCUUUGUUCUGGUUCUGUGGAUGCUGCCCCUGGGAUUGAAUGCCACUGUGACACCUGAACAGCUCACCCACUCCACCAGUUCAAGGAAUGAUGAAGUCAUUUUAACUGACCAGACCAAAUCCUUUACACUGGACCAACAAAACCACACCCUGAAAUCCAGCCAAAACCCUGAAGCUACAAUAGAACUGUCAACUCAAACUUGGAUCUCUGACAACCAUUCAAGGCCACUCAUUCAAACCAGACCAGGAACAACCAUUCCAGGGAUGGAAUCAUACUUCAACAUCUCCACAAAGACAAUCCAACCCAACACAACCAAAGACCAAUCAGGAGUGACAUCAGUUGUGGUUGUGCGAGGACAAGACUUGAAGAGAGAUUCAAGUACAACAGCCACUGAAGAUCCUUUCUCAUACACCCCAUCACAAGUUUCAAUCCUGGAAAUGACGACCACCUCGACAAAAUCCAUUGAUGAACAACCAACAGACCAGCCUGCUGCUACAACCUCAGACUCGACUGACCCUGGUUCAACCGUCAUGUCUGAAACAAACCCUACAACACCAACCACAGUGAGUAAGGCUGUUGACAUGACUACCAGCACCAAGGGCCUCAUCACUCAAGUGGUCAACACUGAUAUGACAGUAAUUGUUUCCACUACCACUGCAGUCACAACAAAAAGAGAACCAAUUGAUCGACCAACAAAGGCAACAAAUCAGAAAAAACCCAAAGAGGCGGGUAAGCAUGGCACAGUGGUGGCGGUACUGAUCGGGGGAUCAAUAAUAAUUAUGAUGCUCGGUUUUGUCGUAAUUUUCAUAAGGAAACGAAGGCGACAGAGAAAACAGAUGAUGAACACAGAAUGGGCUGGCCCCUCCCCUUUUCUGGACGGUGUAGUUGAUGAUGACGACAACGGACAAGUCCACUUAAGAGGAUCACAGCGUAUUUCUUUAGCGGGAUUCCUGCCUCAGAGGUUGUCCACGAGGCUGUCUUUGCUUCGGGAGAAAAAUACAGACUACAACAUGGAGGAUAUUCCACAAAGUACAUUUGGAAGGGAGUUAAGUGCUGGACAGGUGGAACCAAGCAAUGAGACCAAUUUGGGAGCAAAAGAAAUCAAGGAUCAGGAAUCUCCAAUUUCAAUCUCUCCAACGAUCCCAUCAACCGACCAUGAUAGUGAUCCCAAGACACCUGCUACCACUGAAGACACAGCCUCAAAUUCAGACCACUUAGUUGUUCACCCUCUUUCACCACCUAAAGACUCUCUACCUUUGAUGGACGUUGACCUGAGUCCCCAUCCUGAUGCCAUCCCCAGUGUACCAAACACGGCUGGUGCCAUUGUUCCCCCUGCUCCCCCUUUACUCAUGUCCACAUAUGAACUAUCAUGACAAAAAAUGAUGGCGUUGUCUCCGUGGUGUCUAUGCUUUUCCCUGUAGCCACAGUCAUGCACCUGAAUCAGCAUCUGUUUGCUUUGUCUAAAAGUGAGACUUAUUUUCAAGUAGUAGUUAAGAAGUGCAUUUAUUGAGAACAAGAAAAUGUCUACUGAGAUAGGGCUGUCUAUUGUUUUAGCAACAGGACCAAAUUUGAAUUCACUGCAUACAGGCCUUAGUGAUGUGCCUUUAAAAAUAUUUCAAGUUUCUGAGAACUGAAAACAGGAAGGCAACACACAGCAGAUGGAAAUUACAAUUGUUCUCUUCUGCCAAGAAACCACAAUAUAUGACCUGAAGAACUGCAACCAAAUACAAUUUUCUCCAACAAAAGAGAAAUAUUGACAUAUUUACACAAAACAGAUGUACUGAAAUACCAAGUGGGGUUUAUGUGUUACACUGCUUUAUGCUAAGCCUGGAACAUUCUGUAAAAAACCUCUGUUGCACAGGUUCAGACCACAAUUCAUUCCUGGUGGAUGGUGAUUGUCAAACGCCACUGCCUCCCUCCCUCCUCCAGCCCCGAAGACCAGCUACCAAACCACAGCACCUGCUUUAUCCUCCUCUAUAAAGUCUGUCACCCGGAAGAUACAGCAGCUAUCAAUUCAGAGCUCUGUCACUCUCUUCCCCUCUUCACACUAAGAGAAAAAUGUACAGACAAGAAAAUUAGGAACAGAAAAAUGACUUGAGAGCUUGUGUUGUUUCUUGUUUUUGUGAGUGUCUGUGCUUGUAUCUAAGUAAAUGAGUGAAUGAGAAAGGGCAGACGAUAGAAGCUAAUUAUAAAACCACACAAGUAUUUUCAGUUUAGACAACGUCUGUCACAUCUGACUUUUUAAAUCUGAACAAUGCAUUGACUGCACUCCAUUCUAUUCAUUCAAACAAAGAUGAUGUAGUUAAUGAGCUAGAGCGUAGUGGUAUGACUAACCCAACAUUUAACUUUGUUCCGAUGUAGGGGUUAGUCACUUUAAGAAAAAGGUGUGAAUGACUAUUUCCUUCCAGAAAACGAACAGUUUAUGAAAACAACAUUUACAUUUCAAACAACUGUGCCAGGGGAUUAUUCAUCUAUUCAUAUCUGUAUCUCAAUCGGAAGUAGAACGCUGAUAUAGGUUUGGCAACAGUAACUCUUCAAGCACCAGUAACUCUUCUAGCCCUUUCCUCUACUAGCAAAGCUGCCUGGUGUUUCCAUGCAGCUGCACACUUUUGAUUGGUGUUGCUUCCUCCUUUAUGAGUUCCCUUUCUGAACAGAUGUGCGUGAAUGGACCACCAAGGUCUACUUUGUAAUCUAGUCUGGCCAUAACUGAACCAUUUAGCCUCCUGCAGUAGCAGCAAAACCAGCAGACUGACUCCCUCACAUGCAAUGCAUGGCCUCAGGUAACAAAAUGAUGACUCGUCUCACCGCAAGCUGGUCGGUGGUCCAACACAACUAUCCUGUGUGUGUUUGUGAUUCCAUGAGGGAAACAAGCACACCUACACAAAGAUACAUUUAUGAGAGACAGGACUGUAAGGUUGGGUGGACUGUACCCUUUGGUCUGGGUGAAGUGAAACAAGGAGCAUUGCAGAGCAGAAGGGGGAGCGAAGUAGACAUUUGAGUCACAAGACAUUCACCAUUAGCGUAGUCUUAGAUAUCUGGCACUGUGUCAAAGAGUGGCCCUGACAGUAAACCUUUUUCUGCGAGGGCCAGAUUAUUUUUCCUUUCUUUAAUGUGGGGCUGGGUCGGUCUGUAACAGAAAAUGACAUGGGCUGGAGCAAGGCCAUAACCAUGGAGUCAACAUUGGGGGGGAAGAAAUCUGAUGGGGAGUCUGAGGGUCCUGCCCUGAGAACUUUUUUAAUUUUUCAAAAUUAAUUUAUUAUUAUAUUUGGUUGACUGUCGUAGUGGAGCACAUCAUAUUUUAUUUAUAUUUUUAUAUCAAUAUAUUGAGGGGAGGGGGGGACCCGAUUUGAAUAUGGGAGGGGGAUUAUGAUUACAGCCCUGAGCCGGAGUGACUACCAGUAUUAUUGUGGAGAUUUUAUUAUGAUUUUAAAUGUAUCCAUUAUGCUAGAUUAGUUUAUUAUUUUGUUAUGCACCGUACAUCCGUGCAUAUCAAGGGAUAUAUAGCCUAUUAAAAGAGCAUUAUUACUAUC